UUUUUAUUUUGGUGGACGACGAGCUACCGACUAGGCAUCUCCCUCAAUUCUUCGAUCGAGAUCCUCCUCGUCUCCUGUCUUCGCAUCUCAUGGCGGAUCUCAACGGCGAACUCACUGCUCCCCUCAUCGACUCCGAGGUCGCCAUCGACGUGAACGGCUUACUUGAGCGGGGAACCGACGCAGCGCUGGAUGAGAGCCCCUACGCGUUCCUUGGCGCGCCGCCCCUCGAACUGCCUCCGAUGAGCCCUAUCGACCCUUUCCGGAACCAGAUCCCUUCCAUAUCCGGGAUGUACGAGUGGUGCAAGACGGUCCUAUGCCUGCCCAUAGCCGCGGCGCGGCUCGUCCUCUUCGGCAUCGCGAUCGCGGUGGGCUAUGUGGCGACGUUGGUGGCGCUGUAUGGAUGGAACGAUAAGCAAAACCCCAUGCCGAGAUGGCGUUGCCGUGCCAUGUGGCUCACCAGGCUUUGUGCCCGCUUAAUCCUCUUCUCCUUCGGCUACCAGUGGAUUAAACGAAAAGGAAGACCGGCUCCCAGGGAGAUUGCACCUAUAGUUGUUUGCAAUCAUAUCUCAUACAUUGAGCCAAUAUUCUUUUUCUAUGAACUAAUUCCAACUAUGGUUGCUUCUGAAUCACAUGAUUCAUUGCCUUUUGUUGGAACUAUUGUUAGAGCAAUGCAGGUUAUAUAUGUUGAUAGGUUCUCACCACAAUCAAGAAAGCUUGCUAUUCAUGAAAUAAAGAGAAAGGCUUCUUCCAAUGAUUUUCCACGUGUUAUGUUAUUUCCUGAGGGGACCACUACAAAUGGGAGGUUCCUCAUUUCAUUUCGACUAGGUGCAUUCCUUCCUGGUUUGCCACUUCAACCUGUGGUUGUUCGCUAUCCUUAUGUACAUUUUGACCAAUCUUGGGGAAAUGUUAAUUUGCUGAAGCUCAUGUUUAGAAUGUUCACACAGUUUCACAAUUUUAUGGAGGUGGAAUACCUUCCUGUUAUCUUCCCAGAUGAGAGCAAACAACAAAACAUAACAAAAUUUUCAGAUAGGACUAGCAAUGCCAUGUCGAGGGCCCUUAAUGUUCUACAGACAACUCACUCUUUUGGAGAUAUGAUACUUUUCUCAAGAGCAUCUGAACUUGGAAAGGAGAGAUGCUCGAACUACAUGGUAGAGAUGGGAUGGGUAGAAAAUUCAUUUAACAUAAGCACAUCGGAAGCUGUUGUACUUUUGGAUAAAUUUCUUGCUAUGGACCCAGAUUCUAACGGGCGGGUUCAAAUUUAUGGUUUUCUGAAAGCAUAUGGACUUUGCUUGAAUCCUCUGGGUGAGAAGAUAUUUGGCUAUUUGGACACGGAAAAGAAGGGGUCAAUAACAUUUCGGCAGUUUUUGACUGGAUCAGCACUAAUUAGAAAACAGCCAUCAUUUUGGAGGGCAUGUGAAACGGCUUUUGCCAAGUGCUGUGAGAACUCAACAGACUGCAUUUCUACCGAACAGCUUCAUCAACUGUUCGAUACAACUGCUGAUGGCGUGAUCAGAAAAGACGAAUUCAUGGAAUGCCUACAAAAGAAUCCAUUACUCAUAGCACUUUUCAGCACACAUCUGAAGACUGAUGACCAGUCGGAAAUAGCGUGAGAUUGGAAUUGUGAUCAAACUUUGCACAUCAUUUCGAUUAUGACGACACAGACGUUAUGCCUCAGUGGCAACUAACCAACCCAUCCAGUGGUAUUCUUUUUUGCCUCACGUCGGUUGGCUGCAAAGCACAAUAUUUGAUAAAAUGAUGCAAGGUUUUGAAUAUAUAUUUGUGUUUGAGGUGGAUAUUAUUAGAUUCUGCAAAUGGCAUUAGUUAUAUGCUUGAACUCAUUGUAAACACUGUUUGCAUCUUGUUAUUUAUAGCAAAACCUGGUAUAGAGCAUCAGAGUUAUUAAA
Messenger RNA from Zingiber officinale, 1904 nucleotides. RefSeq names its product lysophospholipid acyltransferase LPEAT2-like. Lineage: Eukaryota; Viridiplantae; Streptophyta; Magnoliopsida; Zingiberales; Zingiberaceae. The record is from RefSeq and is a predicted model, not a curated record. The transcript is spliced from 13 exons. Gene Ontology annotation, molecular function: lysophosphatidylethanolamine acyltransferase activity. Bases 90 to 1610 code for a protein of 506 amino acids. Gene Ontology annotation, biological process: phospholipid metabolic process.